Messenger RNA from Leguminivora glycinivorella, 5802 nucleotides. Its product is annotated as adhesion G-protein coupled receptor G2-like. The record is from RefSeq and is a predicted model, not a curated record. The transcript has 12 exons. Gene Ontology annotation, biological process: cell surface receptor signaling pathway; adenylate cyclase-activating G protein-coupled receptor signaling pathway. Lineage: Eukaryota; Metazoa; Arthropoda; Insecta; Lepidoptera; Tortricidae. Gene Ontology annotation, molecular function: G protein-coupled receptor activity. Gene Ontology annotation, cellular component: membrane. The coding region runs from base 1407 to 4100 and encodes 897 amino acids.
UCUUGGACGCACGUCGCCUUUAGCGCUUGGCGCGAAAAGAAACGAAUUUCGAUAUUUAAAAGUUUUCGAAGUGUAGCUGAGUGAUAGGUGCUAAGUUUUUGGAAUAUUUUGUGCUUUUUAAUGGUUUGAGCAGUGUCUAGUUGUUGUGUAAUCGGCAGUAACGUUUACGGUCCAAGGCUGUUCACACCCAGCUGAACUCGACUCGGCACGCAAUAACAGCCUUUAUGCCCAAGGCGCAGAGUCGCAAACAGACAUGGUAGUCACAGCGCUGAACUGGCGUUCCGUGCAUUGCUUAGUAACGUGAACGUGAAAAAGAUGCCUCUGCCGCAUCGGGACACCGUGUUAGCUAUAUAUCUGUUAAUAUGUUUAAGCGUAACCUUAGGAGAAGCGAAGAAAGAUACGCAUACACCCAUCUGCCCAAUAGGCUUCGAUCUGGCUUACACAAAUUAUGAAAAGCCAAUAUGUUACCGAUUGAAAGGCUCCGAAGCUUUUAAAGACAUCUUCGAAGACUGCGCGGGAAAUCUUUACACGUCAGAGCUAUAUCAUAGUCUCAACAUCACGAAACCUAACGCAGAACUAUGGUCCGGCCACAAGUCCCUAUACCCGGGAGGCCCUUUCAUAGAUUGGUCUUUCUCUCCGUCUAUUGGAAAAGUCCUAACCAGUACUUAUGACGUAAAGUAUAAUCCUUCCUUAGGUAUAGAUGAAGAGUUAUGUGUAGUCAUACACCCCGUCAACAAUUUGACAGCUGUAAGAUGCACAGAGAAGCAUUAUAGAUACUGCAUGGUAGAACCUUAUGAGGAUACCUUGUCGAAAUGCGAAGAAUUGACUGAUUAUUAUAGGUUUUGGAGUCCAAAGGCUACCUGCCUGACUCCGGUUACAGUGAAAGGUGGGAAGGUUAGAGCAAGUUGGAGCCAAGCACAGAUAUUGUGUUCGAAGCGUGGAGGGUCGCUCCUGCAUCGAGGUUGGCGGUAUGCCAAUAACCCUUUGCUGCAUAUAAACAAGACAGACUGGACCGAUCCUCUGGGCGUGGAGGCGACGGCAGAGGAUGAGUUGAGAUGGGUUAUCAAUGAAGAUGGCAAUGUUAAAGUACCUGAAUCAGAAAGCAUGAGUCUAGAGGAGGAUGAAUACAUAAGCAACAAUUCGCUGGUGGCGUUACGCGGCGAUGCCUGGCAUCUAGUCAACAACACUUACAUCUUCAUGGAUGUCAUCUGCGAGAGGUCCAUACAUCUGAGGAACGUCAGCUUAAACCUUACUGUUGAAGGCGACCAAGUUAUCCUUUCGUAAACGACUCAGUGGACGAGUCCAACAUCCACUGUUACACCGACGCCAUCUUGUAUUCUCCGACGGCCAUCAGCAAGAUCGCAAUCGAUGACAACAAGUACACGCUCAAGACCAUAUCUGACGGCAUGUACUGGUGCAUACAUAGGGAUUCGAGGAACUUCAGGGUGUCACAGUCUAAUAAGGUCCUCUUCGUCCGCGAGAAACACGUUGAAAACCUUUACGCUAUAAAAAUAACACUGAGAGGAAGAUACAGAUUCGAAAACAUUGACAAACAAUACAGAGUGUGGGAGAGAAAAGUCAAAGAGUACAUCUACUACAGAACUAAAUACUUUGAAAGAUUUGGAGAGAUCACUGCUGCUAACGCUCAUGCGGCGGAAGGGGUUCUCCAGAACUACAAAAGGUCUACUGGGGAUGAUUCUGGAGAAGGGUCGUUUAAAGAGACAGAUGUUAUUUAUAUGGUGAAGAUUAAAAGGUUGUUUUUGGAUGGGAGAACUGUGUUGCUUCAUGUACAGUUGAAUCCGACGAUGAGGGUUGUGCCUCCUGGGUUUUGGGAGGGGUUGGAGGUGAUCUAUAUGAGACCGGCGUUCUUCUGUUCGGGAAACGCGUUGCCGGGGAUUACACGAGUGCCGUUAGGCCAAUCCGUGAUCACCAAUGGCUGCCGCAACCACACUUGCACAGGAGACUUCAACACCGGCGUCUCAUUCGUCAUCACCCAAGCCGAGAACUGCUCUAUUCCCUCAGAACCUGUCACUAGCAGGUCGAUCAAUAUUACUGUGGACGAAAUGCCGACAGCUGAGCCGAAAACGACUACAGUUUUUAGCGACGACCGAGAGCGUAAUCGGGAUGAGAGUCUCGAAGUCACUCAAAGCACGCCCUGUACCGAAGAGCCCACAACAUUCACCACGGAACCUGCACAAAUCACCACAGUCAACUCACCGUACGAAGAGCGCACGACUACGGAACUGGUGUCUACGGCCAGCCCGAUUCUUCCGACGUUUAUCCCACGACCACCCCCCACGCCGCCUAUACCGCCACCAACCACUGAGACACCUACCACUGAGCCUAAUACUGCGCGGCCGCGACCACCACCGAAAGAGCAGUUACAGCAAGUGUUGCACGAUUUGGAAGAGCUGAUCAAUAAUGACACCAUAACUAUUAUGGUCGAAAACGCCAAUGAAGCUGUUGAACAGGUCGAUGCACUCCUCAGCAUAGAAGAUGAAUUAGAAAUCCCCGGCCAGCUCCUCCACCUGGUCGAUGAGCUGGCAGCCAGAGUAAACUUGAAUGGAUCUCACCAAGCUCGCGCCAUCGCCGAGAACAUAGCCAUGCUGAUGGCUGACGCGGAUCCAGAGAACCCGGUGAGAGGACUGAGGAUUGCGGCCCAGGGCUCUGGGAAUGAAGUGUUUUCGUCAGAUGCCUUUGAGAUUAUUGCCGAAGAGGUAAACAGCACCCACCUAUACUCCGACGAGAGCGAGGCAGUCGUCCAUCUUCCGGAAUCCGUCGCCAAUUCCUCCCGCCGCAUCAGCUUCGUAGUGUUCCGAAACGAUCGCGCCUUCAUGUCCAGCCAUGGGCUCUAUUCUGUCAACAGCAGAGUCCUUAGCAUCAAGAUUGAAGACCUUACCCAGUUUGCUGACGGAGAAGUAAUAGACAUUCAUCUCCGACCAGUAGCAGGCGAUGUAGAACGGAACCAAACUCGCAGCUGCGCUUAUUGGCACUUCCUUGACGACAACACCGGCUACUGGUCACAAGACGGCUGCACUUUCAUCCCCUCCUCGCAGCCCGGCCAGCUGGACACCUGCCGUUGCGACCACCUCACCCACUUCGCUGAGGUCCUGGUACCCAAAACUGUAUUCUCAGAGCGAAACGAGGCGAUACUAGAACUCAUUUCCAUCGUAGGAUGUGUUCUGUCUAUCUUAGGAUUACUUUGCGUCGGUAUAACGGCAGCUAUCUUCAGGUCAUGGAGAAGAGACUUCAGUAACAAGAUUUGGUUGCAACUCUGCAUUGCAAUCUUCAUUCUAAUUAUCUGUUUCUUAGUUGUAGUGUUCGCUAAUUUCGACCACUACGACGUCACAUGUUUGUUAGUUGGUGUCCUAUUGCAUUACUCCGUUUUAGCAUCGUUUUGCUGGAUGCUGGUGGCAGCUGUUUUAUCAUAUAGGAGACUGGUUUUAGUUUUCACUAGGGAUGCGUCUCAUAAAUUGUUGAGAGCUUCCGCAUUUUCUUGGGGGACUCCAUGCGCUAUUGUAGGAAUUCUUCUUGCUGUUAGUCCACAUGCCUAUUCAGGACAGUUUGAAGAAAUGUCUCCCAGUUCAAGCUUCUGCUACCCAUCGGGACUUGGACUUUGGUUGACGGUCUACGCGCCUAUUGCUAUAAUGUUACUCGCAAACUGGACGCUAUUUGUUCUGAUAGUUCGUUCCGUGUUUGCUUCUAGAAGGAUUCAGAGACACGGCGAUUCUAACGAAGCUUUAAGAUGCGCUUCGGUUAGCUGUCUCUUGGUCUUCCUAUUUGGUCUACCCUGGAUUUUCGGUCUAUUUGCUUCAAACAUUGUCGCGGCGUAUCUUUUCACGUUGACUGCGACUUUCCAAGGUUUCGUUCUCUUUAUUUUCUUUGUAGUUGGGAAUAAAAAGACUAGAGAUCUUUGGUUGAACAAGCUGAAAAUCAAGCAGACUCAAAAGAUACCAGUCACAUCGUCGACUUAUACCAAUAAUAAGAGCCAACACUCUGCUUCAGAGUGGAGGGGAGGGCGAUCUACUCCUGCCACUAUUGAAGCUAACGCCUCAAAGCCUAGGUCUCUCUCUUCUCCUGAUGAAUCCAGGUUUUCUUGACAGAGAUGAGACAUCAGAAAGUGAUGAUCUUCAGAGCUCCUUGCCAGGUCGAGUCUCGCCUCUUUAAAAUUUUCUUUUGGUAACUUUUUCAUUUGAAAGUUCACUAUAAGAUUUAUCGUCACGAAAAUUAAACUUGAUCGACAUGUAUUCGAGGUAAAUUGUAGAUUAUAAGUGACUUCAGUAUUAGUCUUAUUUCGUUGACUUUAAUAAACCUAUUUGCUUUAAGAAAGAGUGAUUGAAAGUAUGAGUUGAAAGAGAUGUAUGGAUAAUUUUGUGCUAACCAAAGCCAUGUUCAUGAAAUCAGUUUUUCAAUAAAGGCAUAACUGAAUAAGACCUUACCCUCCUGCCUACGCGUAUUUUUAGUUUGAACUAUAUACUCCACACACACCGGGGGUCUAUGUCCUGUGGGUGAGCACAAGGUUAGCAAUUUCAAACUAGCAAUACGGUGGAAACAUUAUCGAAUACAAAUGCAGAUGUGUUUAACAUUUGGGUUUUUUCAAAGACAAAUCUGUGGAGAGAACAGGACAAAACCAGACGGGAUGGCCCAAUGUGUCAAUUUUUAUAUUACGUCAUCCAAUAUGCGAUGAUCCCGUCUCGUACCGUUCUAACGUAAGUCAUCCUUAAAGCGAUUGGACGGGUGGCUAUAACCAAGAGUGCAAUCGUUGAUGCUCUGCAGCAAACGAUAUAAAUAUACGCAACUGGCUCUGUCGCACCAAUACGCAAGGCCAGUAGAGAGAGACAACUACAUACAAUACACUACAGAGUGUGAACGAUAGCACUUUUGGCUAGAGUGCCAGGUUGCGAGUUCGUGUUGUUGAUUUUUCUAAUUUAAAAAUGAUUGUAAAAUGUGAGAUGCGUUUAUUCGUGUAUGCCAAGUGUAUAUCUACCCUAUUACAAAUACGAAGGCCCGAUAGUACUUGAAACAAACAAAGGGCUUGAUGUUUGCAUUUUGUUAUUUAAUUAGGAGCACUUCAAAAUGGCACGCUGUGUCGGUGCAAAUGCAAACUGCAUACAACUAAAGUGAAAAUAAAGCAUAUCUAGCAUCGCCAGGUAUCUUUUGUUUUCACUAAGCCUAUUGUUAAGGCCUAAUGACAAGCUUGAGCUUGAAUACCAACCAACUUAGCACUUGAGUGAGGCUUACGUCACUCGCGUUAAGUACCUACCCGUUAGCAGUUGCCUCGAGGUAACAAGUGACUGAGAGGCGCCACGCGCCCUGUGUAGUCGCGUGGCACGUACCUACUUUUCUUCUGAGUUUUACGUAGUAACUUACUAACUAAUUAGUAUUAGUUAAAUAAAGCGUAGGUAUUUAAGCGUAGGCAUGCAUGCCGUGUUUGCCUGUAAUUGGGUGAAUACUCGAGCAAGUUUAUCUUAGAGUAAUUUUAAUGUAUAAGUAUCUUUGUAUUACACCUGUUGGCAAACCUAAAUAAAUAAUAAUAAUAAUAUUUUGUCGUUUUGCGGGCAAGAGAAGGAUCUGCUACGUUAGUAACUUAUUCAUAAUCUAUGCUUGAGUGCUAUUGGACCAUCGUAUUUGAAAUAUACCUGUGAGUAUAACUAUCAUAAAAAUGCAAUACUACUUUGCAUAACCCUAUCUAUUAAAUUUGUGUACAUGAACUCUGCCCUGCUAAGCCGAGUGGCGCUGUCUCAAAACCAAAUAAUUUUGAAAAUGGAACUGUCAGCUAUAGAUACGUAAGUAUAAGUUAGC